This is a messenger RNA of Haliotis rubra (blacklip abalone), 2404 nucleotides long. RefSeq lists its product as uncharacterized. The transcript has 4 exons. Bases 378 to 2039 code for a protein of 553 amino acids. NCBI's taxonomy places the organism in Eukaryota, Metazoa, Mollusca, Gastropoda, Lepetellida, Haliotidae. The record is from RefSeq and is a predicted model, not a curated record.
GAGCAUUCUUACGUUUAGCGGGGUUGCAAGAAAGUAAUUCUUGUGACAUAGGAUUCAAAGUGAAUUUGAAUGUCAUUGUUUUAAUUUAUGGUUAUUUUUAAAACAUGAGUUAUGGGUUUCUUAAAGUAAGGAAUUAUGCAACGGGACAAUGAUAGAUUGUUGUCAGAUUUCAUUGGAUAAGGCUGUUCAUGAUAGGAAUUGAUAGGGGGCAGGUUGUAUGCAGGUUAUUGUGUGGUGGUUUCGAUUGGCGGAGUACAGACAGAGUAACGGGGAUGUUUACUUCAGCAGUCGUAGAUGAUGAGGUAGAACGAUGUAGUGUUUCUCUAUGACAGGGAUGUGAGAAGUUUGAGAAUACAAGACACGCUCAGUUAUUCCUCAUGCCGACCACGACCCUCUACCCCCGGGCGCCGCCGGUACCCCUCGACCUGGGGGAUAUAAAGAAAACACAAAGGAGGGUGGCUGCCUUGCUGAAUGGGGCCACCCCACGGGGUCGAAAAGGGGUUUCUCGCAAGCAUAUACCUCACAGCUUCUGCUAUGUAUGCAGUCGACUGGGACCUGAUGGCCGAUAUAUGGGUAACCCCUACAGGUAUCUCUUUGGAAAGGGGUACCUCCAGCGUUGUGAGCACGUGCCUCCGGCCCCCCACCCAACAAUGUUGGGUGCGUCCCCUCCCAAACACACCUGCGUCCGACGACGGAAGAAAAUACCUUCCUCACGACAAAUCCACCAGUGUCCAAAGAAAGGAAGAGGGCUGCUGGAGGGGAGAUUAAGCCUUCCGUCCCUGACAAAUGACAGGAGAUCAAUGAUUGGUCGGAAUGAUGGUAGGUCAAGGUCAAUGUCUCAAGAUGGCGGCGGAGAGUUAAAUCGAAAGGGGUCAAAUACAUUUGGAGAUAGUAACCAUUACGACAGAAGAGGAAGUGAUGCGACGAAUAGAAAUGGUACUGAGAGGAGGAGGAAGAAGAAACCCAAAGAAGCUUUCUCGAAUCCUUCUGGUAUCGAAGCCUGGGGAGAGGAAGAUGAGAUACCCGGGGGAACUGUCAAAUACAAACACGGAAAGAAAGAAGACUGGGCCAAAUAUGCAGGUCAGUCAAGCCCAUUUAAGGAAUAUAAGCGUGAAACUUCCAACUCCAGAGAACUUUCUUUUGAGUUUCAUCGAAGAGGAACAUUCAGUCUCUCCCCACCAGAUCCACACUCCAUAUCAAGGGAGACCACUCUGACGACUCCGGACUCAUUUAUAUUUUCAAGGGUAGAUUCAGCGAAUUGGUGCGAGUGUCCCGAUGUCGACACUGCGUUUCUAAGGUGCAAGGAGUGUUUCCAAACGGGAAGACAUGAAAAAUGGUGUGUGUCUAAAAUGGGACUGUGUCCCCAGUGUGGCAAACCUGUCAGACGGAAGCAUUCCCGUGGUCAUCUAGAUCGACAACGGACCAACCCGCCUUCACGAACCCCAGAUAAAACAGCCACGGAUCUAACCAGUGCUUCCCACAACAGACGAGAGUGUUCGAGCAAAAGGACGGAAGGCGAUCACAAAGUCCGAUUCAACGAACAGAACUCUUUUGUGAAGGAGAGUAAACAAGGUCGAGGUGGAAUUCUUAAGCACGACACAGACCAGACGCUGAGUUACAGAGAGAAAAUAGAAAUAUCUAUGAAAAAGAAACAGAGGAAUAAACAUAAUCCUGCAUUGCCGAAAAUCGACCCAAAUGUCCACAAACAGGCAUACAUGUUGGCACUCGCUGACGCCAGGAUAAGGAAAAUGAAAAAGGACCCUUUUGCGUUUGAGAACUCGAACAAACGGUCGUAUUUUUCAUAUUUUCCUUUAUACAAACACCCAGGGUACAAACCACCACAAAACCUACAACUGGGUAUUCGGAAAGAAGAUGAGUCGAAAAAAGUGAAAAUAAAAAAGGGCAUGAAACACAUCCUUGGCGACAUCCAGUUGUCGGACUACUACCCACCAGCACGCGGCAAGGGGGUAAAGGUGGAGGGGGUAGAGGAUGGGGGGAUUAUCAAUGAUGGGGAUACAGAGAGCACCAGACAACCGUAGUGCCAUGCAUGUAUGACGUGUCACAGUGACCAACAGCUUAGAAGACAUCCUAGCUUCCAUUGCCUCACAUUUGCUGGUAACUAGAAUUGCGUGAUUGUGAUAUCUAGUAUGUCGUUCGUUACAGAAUUACUUCUCAAGUUAGACGCUGAACCUUUAAGACAAGCUGUGGUUGUGCUUUGAGAUAAGACUUAUAGGAAGCACCUGAUCGAAAAAUGUUUGAUCUAUAUCGUGUUUAGGACUUGUCUCCUUGAUUUGAAGGUUAAAAGAGAAUUUGAAGUAACGUGAACACGCAAACAAGGUUAAGACAUGUGUCACUGGUAACCAGUGAACAGGUUGAUUUGAAAAUAAAUGUUGUUUUGAAACUA